This is a messenger RNA of Frieseomelitta varia, 1518 nucleotides long. It is a transcript of the gene Arl4, whose product is annotated as ADP-ribosylation factor-like protein 4C. Gene Ontology annotation, biological process: vesicle-mediated transport; intracellular protein transport. NCBI's taxonomy places the organism in Eukaryota, Metazoa, Arthropoda, Insecta, Hymenoptera, Apidae. The transcript is spliced from 4 exons. Gene Ontology annotation, cellular component: cytoplasm. Gene Ontology annotation, molecular function: GTPase activity; GTP binding. The record is from RefSeq and is a predicted model, not a curated record. The coding region runs from base 737 to 1360 and encodes 207 amino acids.
GAUGUGCAAGUGGAAAUAGCAGAAGCAUGUAUUUAAUCCCAAAAUCAAUUGGAUGACAACAGACCUAAUUGCUCCUCUGAGACAAACAACUUUCGAGAAAUGUAACCCGGUGCGGUAGUGAUCGUGGCCUCGAAGCGAGUCCUUUUACGGCGGGGACGAGCAUCGAAAGCGGAGGAGAGCCUCCCUCCCUCCCUCUCUCUCUCUCUCUUUCUCUUUCUCUUUCUCUCCCCGAUCGUCCACUUUGGCCCACAGACGAAUCAAACCGGCAACGUCCAGAGCGCAAGGGAAACCAGAGGAGAACCAGAUUCGCCACAACGAAGAAAGAAAGACAGAUCGAAAGCGAAGACGGGGCCAGGUUUACGGAGCUAUCAUGGAGUAAAGCAGCGUGGUGGAUCGUAAAAGGGGGAGAAAAAAGAAAACGGAGAAAGGGUGACAAUUCGGAGGGGGGGAGGGGGAGGGGAAGAAGAAAAGAGAACACUUUCAUACAGAGGUAGAUCUAGCAUGAAGUAGAAGAGAAUUUUUAAGAGGAAGAUAUCGAAGGAAGAGAAAGAAAGGAUAAGAAAAGAAAGAAACGAAAAGGAGCUGAUCGAUUCGGACAUUGAAGAUCGACUUUAGAGGGGAAGGAUCGAGGAAGAAUCUAAAUGACAGAUAAGGAAAAAGGGGAGAAGGCGAAGAAGGAGGGUUAGAGGGGAGAAAAGGUGGUCGAGAUUGUGGAGGAAGCUGGUGAGGGAAAGGAAUGGGUGCCGGGAUGGGCAGAAGCGGCACGAGCGGCGGCUUUCUCGAGGCACUUCCCACGGGAACGCCGCUCCACGUGGCCAUGCUCGGUCUUGAUAGUGCUGGGAAAACCACCGCGUUGUAUCGGCUCAAGUUCGACCAGUACCUAAACACCGUGCCCACCAUCGGCUUCAACUGCGAGAGAAUCCGUGGUGGCAUCGGGAAAGCGAAAGGUGUAAAUUUUCUCGUGUGGGAUGUGGGCGGGCAGGAGAAAUUACGACCAUUAUGGAAGUCCUAUACCCGAUGCACGGACGGUAUUAUCUUCGUGGUUGACUCUUGCGACGCAGAACGGCUCGAGGAGGCAAAGAUGGAGCUGACCAGAACCGCCAGGAGCCCGGAUAACGCUGGUGUUCCCAUUUUGAUCCUAGCCAACAAGCAGGAUCUGCCAGGUGCCAAAGAGGUAGGCGAGUUGGAAAAGCACUUAGGCGUCCUGGAGUUAGCCGGGAUGCCGGGUAGUGCGUGCAUCAGAGUGCAGCCGGCCUGCGCGAUCACCGGCGAGGGUCUCCACGAGGGAUUGGACACGUUGUAUCAGCUGAUAUUGAAGCGGCGUAAGCUGGCGAAGUUGAACAGGAAGCGGGCCAGGUAGGCCAGGGCCUCGGAGGACUGCACGUGCGUCUUCUGAUUUUGUAAGUCGCGGACAGUCUCUCCUUUGGACACAGCCACGCCUUCCACGGUGUCUUCUUCCUCUUCGUCAUGCUGCGAUGGCGACGUCCACGAGGUGUUCGAGUGAACGCACGUGCACAC